This is a messenger RNA of Labrus mixtus (cuckoo wrasse), 4848 nucleotides long. RefSeq names its product zinc finger protein 236. NCBI's taxonomy places the organism in Eukaryota, Metazoa, Chordata, Actinopteri, Labriformes, Labridae. The coding region runs from base 291 to 2657 and encodes 788 amino acids. The transcript is spliced from 4 exons. The record is from RefSeq and is a predicted model, not a curated record.
UUCCUCUUGCGACGCUCAUUUGUGUUUUCCUUUCCCCUUAACCAUUGUGUCGUGUGAGAGUUUGUAGCCUGCAAAACGCUUAUCCGUCGUCAUUCAUUUUGCACGUUGAGUUGGUGAAUCUUUUCCUGUGUCUUAUCAAAUGUGCCAGCAAUAUUGCCAUGGAUAAAAGGAUAAAUCCGAGGGUAAAGCUUACUGUCUGAAGCAAAGCGACGCAUUGCCACCACAGUUCAUUCUCUUCCAGGUGUGCGAGGUAGAAACAGCACAGUGAGGCAUGUCCCAGGUGGAUUUGCAUGCACAUCUUGAUUGCCAAGCUCUUUAACAAAGAACAAAGAGAAGUAAAACGACGACACAGGAGCACAGCCACAGAUGCAGUCUCCCGACAGCCUGCAGUCAUGUCCAUUGAAUACACCAUUGAUAUCCAGCUAACUGAGUUGGGAUUUCCGGCUGACACCCUACAUGUCCGGGACACUUCGGUUGGAGAAGCACCCAUCCGCUCCACAUCAUCUAAUGAGUCGUUACCACCCAGUCACCCUCCUAUUACUCGUUCAACCACACUCAAACAGAGGCUACUGGUCACGGGCCAUCAGUCUUACGAUGGGACAGACGCAGGUUCAGUCAAACAGACCUCAAGUUUGGAACAAAAUGCAGUGGGUUUAGUUCCACCUGUGGUAAACCUAACUCCUGCACAAAAUGUACAAGCUGAAGAAGACGGAGGACUUCCUGAACAACCUGCGUCUCCUUCAGACCAUCUCAACUCUGGACCAGAGCAGCCGACAACUGAACAGAGUCACAGUAAACAGCAAGUUGUCGACGACGGAAAGCCCGAGGGUUUGACAGAAGAGCAACACGACGAAGAGAAUGACUCUGAUAGUGAUGUUUCAGAAGUGUGUGAGGAAGAGGAGGACGAGGAGGAAGAAGAUGAACUAAACAGUGACACGAGUCAGUCAGGUGACUUCAGCUGCAGCGUAUGCGGUCUCCAGCUGACUUCCAAAUUCAAACUUCAAGACCACAUGAACCUGCACACCGGAGCCCGCCCCUACUGCUGUGCUGAAUGCGGAAAGCGCUUCUGCCAGAUUAGCAGCUACCGUGCCCAUCUGCGCACCCAUGCCCAGACCAGAGCGGAGAGCUUUCAGUGUCGUAUUUGUCGCAGGGGUUUCUCACACCAGGAGGAUUUGAAACAUCACUUGGCCAUUAAUCACUUUCAGGAUCAAUAUUACGAGUGUGACCUGUGCAAACGCGUGUUCGCUUCCUUGGAGGCGUGUGCAUAUCAUGUGAAGCAGCGUGCAUGUAUGCAGAAAAUCGGAUGUGAAUUAUGUGGCCGCAGUUUCUCCUCUACAAAGCAGCUUGUUCGCCACAGGAAGAAGACCUGCAAUCGCAAUUUCAGAUGCACUGAUUGCAAGGAGUCCUUUACCAAGAAGAAUGCCCUCCUGAAACACAGCUUCUCCCAUCUUGGUUUGUUGCCUUACACCUGCGUCCGAUGCCGCUGCCACUUCCGCCUGGCAAAACUGUACCUGCAACACAAGUGUGAACCUGAACGCAUUCACUGCGUGGCAUGUCUGAGGGAGUUUCUCAGUCAGAAGGACUUUGAGCAGCACAAAAAGGACACGGGCUGCUGGGGCAAUCAGGAGCCAAAAGGGGAUCAGAUCAGAUGUUUGCAGUGUGGACAGAGAUUUGACACGUCGGAAGAGCUAAAGCAGCAUGCCGGGGCUCACCAGAGGGUGCUGAAAUGUGCUGAGUGUGGAAAGGGAUUCCGAUCGGCAUUGCUCUUAAUGUCCCACAUGGGUGGUCAUGCUGGAAACUCACCCUGCCUUUGUCAAAGCUGUGGACUAGGCUUUCCCCACCAGCAGAACUAUGACAGCCACCUUAAGACCUGUGGACAAGCACCUCAGCCUAAGAGUUCUGCCAAGAAACGCCCAGCCCCAGAGAGCUCUUCAUCCGAGACCACAAUGCCCGAGACAGUCAAUUCAAAUCCACACUCACCGACUCCAUUUCAAGAAGGCGAAAAAAAAAUAAUGAAAAGGCGCACUUCAAGACCUAAAUCAUCAGGUCGUAAAACUAGUAGAGCAACUGCUGAUGUUUCAGACAGCUUUUUUGCAUCGGUGCCAGUGUCUCAUAACCCUGGACUUGUGCUUGAGGGUGUGUCUGCUGGUUCAAAUACAGCAGAUGGAUUGUGGAAGCUAACUCUUGACAAACCUCUUCUUCCAGCUGCUGAACUUGUUUUGCUUCUUCCUGUCUGCACAACACCAACCGAUGGCCUGCCACUCCCCUCUUCGGAAAGUCGAACACCUCCAGCUCCAGCUGUGAUAGUCCAGCCUCAAGUAGCUUUCCCGCUUGUUUCAAAUGAACACAGGGCAGUGGGUGCCAUUGGAGAGCCGCUGAAUGCCCCUAUGGAUUUGUUUACAGAGAUUAAGAAGUUUCCAAAUUAUGUAGCACCAUUUGAUUUGUCGAAAAGGUCUGCUCUGAGUGCUGUUCCUCUCCUUUCUGUUAAAAAUGAGCCUGAAGAAUCUAAUAUCUCAGCAGAGGCUUAUAGCUUUCAAGGCUGUGCAUUGAAAAACAUCAAAAAUGAUACUUACACUGACGUGAAGAACUGCAAAAUGGACCCUUUGGAUCUGUCAACUUCCACUGGACUGAUAAAGGACAUUAAGAAGGAGACCUGAGAGACCUACUACAAACGUGACAUAAUCGUAGUGUUGUAGUUCUUGAGAUGGGUCUUGGUCUCGAGACAACUUUUUGAAUGUCUUGUCUUGGAAUUGAAAGAAUUUUUACUCUGUCUUUUCUUAUCCUCAGACUCGGCAGACUCCUGAUUUUUAUUUAAUACCGGCGGUCAAGACCACCACUGAUUGGCAAUUUUUCCACGUCAUUACUGUUUUUAGAAGGCAAACAACCCUUUCUUAAACAACAUUUGUAGUUUUGAUCCCCCCCCAGUUCACAGCUACAACCUUCCCGGUGUUUCGCUUUAAAAGUGUGACACACUGCACACACGAGGAGGAUUUUUCAUUGAUAUUUAUGGUCUUGUCUCGGUCUCAGUCUUGAUCCCUAAAAGUCUUGGUCCUUAAGCACUCUGGUCUCGGGUAUACUUGGUCUUGGUUACUGUGGUCUUGACUACAACACCACAUACUCAGGCUUUCCUUCGUUAGCUGGUAGGACAAAAACUCAAUCAGAAAAAAAGGGGUUUCAAUGACAGGGUUACAACCGUUUCUUAAAACAGUGGACAUGACGCAUCAUUUCACUCAUCUUCCAAAUGAAGCUAUGGUGUUCCACCUUCCCUACUCAGGUAGCUAUGAAGAACAGCAAUUAUAAAAUAGCAUUAACAUAAAGAACUGAUCUUUUGCUGCAUGUAAGGCAAUAGAGGAAAAAUAAAUAAAAUUUGUUCAAAUUUGUAAGUCAAUGUAUUUUACAUAAAUAAGAACAACUGGGGGGAGCGGACCAUUCCCUGAGGGACUGGAGGCCAAGAUGCAUGAGCGGGUAUAGGCGCAGCUCAGGAUGCUUAUGUUGGGACCAAUGUUUCAUUUUUUAUUAUCUGAUUUAUUUGUACAUAUAAAUCUUUAUUUUGUUACACUUUUUAUUUGGAUUGAUUAUAUUUCUCUCGGUACUUCAUCCACGUUCAGCUCUUCCAUAGUACAGCUGAACAUUUUUCUGACACAGUCCCAUAAUUAAAAAGAAGAAAACGACUCUAGCCUAAUCAGUUUUCUUACUGCAAUACUUCCAUUGACAAAGGCGUUUGGCAGUAAUAUGGGACCAAGCAUCAUCAGUUAUUAGUUGUAUGGCUGAUCUGUUGUGUAAAAUUCUAGUGUGGUUGUUAGCAGAAGCAAACAAACAGUGGGCCUAGUUGUUCAAGAGUGAACUGCUUGGAUUGAAGUUAUUGAAUCGGAUCCAUUCAAGAGAGAAAAAAUAAUGAUAAUAAAGUCAGAAUUAUUCAUUGUAUUAAAUCAGUUUUUUUUUGGGGGGGGGGGGGGGGUUUAAACCUCCAGUUUGUGUUGAAAAACUUUCAUCCAAAAAAUCAAAAAUAGAGUAUCCUGAUCGAAGCAGAGAGUUGUGUUCAGGCUGGAUCUCAAGGCAAAAUGUCAGAAAACAUUUAAGUAAAAUGCAACCCUUUUACAGAUUGGUUGAACAAAAUUAGAAUGAUUUUACCAUCAUAAAAGUAGUAUCAAUCUAAAUGUUUAAUGUAACGGAAUUGAGGAACUUUUAGUUUGUGUGGAUUUUGGGUCUGUGGUGCAAAGUGUUUUGUGUAGUCCAUAAGGUUUUAAAGUCAGUACUGUAUCUGGAUAUGGUUGAUCCAAACCAGUUCUUUGAAAAACAGAGAUGUAUGUCGUAUGGAUUUACUUAUCACAGAUAGCAGAAAAGUGAAUUCCCAAGUAGAUAAUUUACUAGAUUACAUUUUUUGAACAACUGGGCCCUGAAUGCAGCAUCCUCUGUAUCAGUUUAGGUUUGCAGUAUAACUUGUCUGUUUGUCCACCAUUGUACUUCUAUAUGAUGAUGUUUUUUUCCCACUCUUUUUACAAUUAUAAAUUGACAUAACCGUUGACUGUGUGGCUUUUGGUUAUUGAGUAUGAACUUUUUUUCAUAUAAAUUGUCCAAUGAAUACAUUCCAAGUUCCAGUUUCUGCUUUGUUUGCAUUUUGACGAACGUUUGUAACUCUCACUGGAGCAAAAAUGUUUGUGAUGAUAGACGUCCUGUCCAUGCAAUAUUUCUCUCAGCAGGAUGUCUCUCAGCAAUAUAUACUUGGUUCCUUGGUUUUAUUUAUAUGUAUUAAGUUUAAAGAAACACUGGAUUUAUGGUUAUACGGCUGUAAACAUGAUUGAUGGAUUAUUGUGUACAUGCAAAUAAGGAUGGUGAUCAAUAACAUGA